CGACUCUCCGGACUUCACCUGGACCUUGAUCCGCCAUGGCGCAAACAUGGAAUGUGUCCAAUCACGACUGGAAGCUGAUGAAGCAGAACAGCAGUUUGAUGCCCCACAAGUUCACCGUACAGGACAUGGACAACAAGAUCCGAAUGGCCAAGUAUGCGGUGCGUGGGGCGGUACCUGCGAGGGCUGGAGAGUUGGCACAGCAGCUGAAAGCGGGAGAGAAGCUACCCUUUGAUCGCUUGGUGUUUUGCAACAUUGGCAAUCCUCAUGCCGUGGGUCAGAAGCCGAUCACCUUCUACCGCCAGGUGGCGGCAGCUGUGACGGACCCUAGCCUUCUGAGUGCAGGCGUGACCUGGGGUAGGGGUCGAAGCUGGAAGGACAUGGAGCUGGGUCAAUGA
This is a messenger RNA of Cladocopium goreaui, 395 nucleotides long. The record is from the annotation of a GenBank genome assembly. NCBI's taxonomy places the organism in Eukaryota, Dinophyceae, Suessiales, Symbiodiniaceae.